AUGAACGUCAACGCACCAGUCUUCAUCCCACAAGGGAGUUCCAGCAGAAUAAAUCAAUCAUCUUCACCUUCUCGCUCUCAACGUUCUUCUGGCCGCACUUACUAUCCUACACAGACCUCCACCCAACCUGACGUAAAGAGAUCAAAGUCAUCCCAAACUAAUGCUCGCGUAAAUAAACGAAACGGCUCUCCUCGCAAAAACAAUCAUCAGAAUAGUCAACGUUCUCAUUCCAGCCAAUCCAGUGCAAGCGAUGAGUCUAACAGCAGCAACCACUCGGAGAAAAAUGAAUGGAAUGCUACCGGCAGCUCCAAUCAUGGCGAAGUCAACACUGCUAUUGAUGAUGAUAUCACGUCAUCUAUGAACAAUUUGUCACCUCUUGAUGCAGGACCAGCAGCGGCACCUCGCAAUAAAGGAAAAAUAUAUCUAAAUCAUCUAUUGAAUUUUACAUUUCCGCCAAGACAACAACAUUCCAUUGUUAGCACUCCUCGAAGACAAAAAGUUGUCAAUUAUCAACCAUAUAAUAAGGAGCGAUUUAUCAAUGCAAAUUUCCGUUUUCUAGUUAAUUCAACGGGUGAUUACACGGUUUACCAAUUUGACCCAGAUAUUUUGCUCAACUGGCAAGAUAUUGAGCAAGUGAUAAUCACAAAUCCAACAACACCCAGUUGUCCUAUCUGUCUUCAAAAACCCACCGCUGCGCGUGUAACAAAAUGUGGACACGCUUACUGCCUCGCUUGCAUCUUACAUUAUUUGGAAUUGAAGAACGACCCAACGAAGAAAUGGCGCAAAUGCCCAAUUUGUUGGGAUGCAGUAUACGCCAAAGAUCUAAAGAGCGUUCAAUUUAUGAUCGUGAAGAAUUUGGGCAAGAUUGGCGAUGGUGGUGUCCCAAAAAAUGAUGAUGCAACUAUUACUAUGAAAUUAAUACAGCGCCCAAUGAACUCAACAGUUGCUUUACCACGUUCAUCCACUUGGCCAUUCACUGAUGACUCUUACAAAACUUCACCACCUUGGCAUUUCACCCCUAACGCCUCGUUAUUCUCAAAAUUGAUGCUCGCAUCAAUCGAUUAUUUGCAAGGCGAGUAUCAACGCGAUUUAGAUGAAUUGGAAAACGCGUUGCUCGAGGCAAAAACGAUGAAUUAUCAUGAAGAAAUUCCGUUUAUUGAAAUGGCUAUUCAAAGUGUAAAAGAACAAUCGAGUCUUCUUGAACAACGCUCGAAGCUGGAUAUUGCUAUGGCUGAGAAGCGUGUCCAGGAAAUUAUUGCCAGAUCUGAUGCAAAACCCCUGAAUGAUGAAAUUCAUCAAGGAAAUCAUCGUUCUUCGCUGUUACAUACAAGCGAAAAUUCGAGCGAAUCGAAAGACGCAGCUUCUAAUAAUGACAAUUAUCCCAAAGCAAAUUCAACUAAUUCGCAAAAUGACGCUCCAGAAUCACCAAUUACUCAACCAAAAUUCGAAGAAAUUAUUUCAGCUUCAAAUUUCCAUACACAAGAAUUCACAAAAGAACCCCAUACAUCUUCUCAUCCUAAUAAUACUACUAUCACUCAAACUGAAAACAAAGAUUCAGAAACCUCUGGAAAAGUUCACGCAGCAGCUCUUCCAAUCUCGAUAUCUGGCAAAAGUCCUGUAUUGUCCGACGGAAUGUAUUACUUUUAUCAGUCGGAAGAUGGACAACGUAUAUAUUUACAUCCGUUAGAUAUUCGUAUUCUGAAGCACGAGUUUGAACAUUACGAGAAUUUCCCGAAUGAGAUUUCGGUGCGCGUAAUUGGUGUUGAAGAGAGUACUAUGACUGAAGAACUUCGUAAACGUUGCAAAUAUCUCGGUCAUUUGCCCUUAAGUUGUGAUGUAACUUUUCUUGAAGUGGAUUUGAGUGGCGUAGUAUCCGAUAAAACUUUAGAAUUCUUUGCGAAUGAAAUUCAACAACGUCAAAACCGUCGAAAAGAAAAAGUUCUUCAAGAAAAGCGACAACACGAAUACGCAACCUUGAAAGAACAAGAAAUUCUCAAUUCUGAUCCAUUCUAUCAAUCGGUCUAUUCGCAACUAACCGAUGAUGUUGCGAUUGCUCGUGGUACUUCUCCCGAGCACGAGACAUUUAACUCGUUCGUCGAUAUUUCUGGUAAUAACCUGACUAAUUCUUUUGACCCUGUACCUGGAAUCAGCAAUCAUGGUAGCGCUAAUAAUAGCGGUGACCAAGAAGAAUAUACUGGACCAAAAACUGUCUGGGGAACUCCCGCUUUUUCAUUCGCUAGUGUAGUUAGCGGUCGCGCAGAAGAGCAUCAUGGCGAUCAUGAUGGAUUGUACGAUGACAUUUAUUAUGAUGAUUGGGAUUCGCAAGUAGUGUCGCUUGGCAAGAAACAGAAAAAGAAAAAAUUGAUUCUUUUAUCUAAUGGAGGGUUACGAAAGAG
Molecule: messenger RNA, 2396 nt
Organism: Ambispora leptoticha
Lineage: Eukaryota; Fungi; Glomeromycota; Glomeromycetes; Archaeosporales; Ambisporaceae
Source: the annotation of a GenBank genome assembly